This is a messenger RNA of Rhinopithecus roxellana (golden snub-nosed monkey), 4130 nucleotides long. RefSeq names its product CD1e molecule (gene CD1E). The transcript has 8 exons. Lineage: Eukaryota; Metazoa; Chordata; Mammalia; Primates; Cercopithecidae. Gene Ontology annotation, biological process: immune response; antigen processing and presentation, exogenous lipid antigen via MHC class Ib; positive regulation of T cell mediated cytotoxicity. Bases 2305 to 3468 code for a protein of 387 amino acids. Gene Ontology annotation, molecular function: endogenous lipid antigen binding; lipopeptide binding; exogenous lipid antigen binding. Gene Ontology annotation, cellular component: external side of plasma membrane. The record is from RefSeq and is a predicted model, not a curated record.
UUUAGCCUUUAAAAAUCGAAUGGCCACAGAAACUGCUUUACCCAAAUUUUGGUUCAAAGCCUUCAUUGGAUUACCUAUUGGGGCAAACAAAGUUGAGCCAUGUGAACAUGUUCCUAAACCAGUGGAUUGGUAUUGCUAUCUCAUGGCUAGAGUUUCAAGAUGCGUGCACUUCCCAGCAGUUUGCUGCAUGGGCAGAGGAAUUCCGUGACUACAAUGGGAGGAGCUGGAGCUAAGACUGUGCAUCCUCAGGAUCCAUUGUGGGGUGAAUGCUGGCAACUCUCCCUGGUAGCUCAGGUGGGCACACAAUCUCCAGUAGUCACAUAUAUGUGCAAGAGAAUUUCCCAACUGCAGUGAGAGGAGCUGGAGCUGAGACUGGGCCCCCUCAGGAUCUAUUUCGGGACAAAGGUUGGUGGUCCCAUCAAGGAGGUUCAGAAAAAUGGGUAAUUUCCUGGCUAUGACAUAAGGGUAAGUCUUUCUCUAGGUAUCCUUGUGUGAACAGUAACAAACUAAGAUCACAGCUGAGUGGGUCUGGAGCCAAAUUACAGGGUAAGUUUCAGAUUCACUGCCAAAAAUAUAAUGGGCAGAAGAGCUUUUCUGCCAAGGCACUAGUGUACGUGAUUCCUCCUAGACACAUUGGCAGAUGUAUUUGGUUCAAGACUCAAGACAAAAUUGGGGUGUAGCCAAGCCUUUGGUUAAUGGGGAUGUUCCAAGUUUGAAACCUGGAGUAGCAUUGGUGGAUCUGCUAUCCAGGUGCUGGUCUGCAAACCCAAAGCUGCCUACCUAGGGCUUAGCUUCCAUUGAAUUUUCACAGAUUCCUUCCUGAUUCCUGAGGCUUCCUCAGAGAGACUUUUGUCUGUGGAUGAGUAGACAAUUCUUGGAGUGGGGGGGAUAUGAGUGGGUUACUUCCUAUUCCACCAUCUUUCUGACAUCGUGUUCGUAUUUCUAUUCUGACUGUAACGUAUAUAGUGGGAUUAGGUGAAUACAUAAUUACGUUGAUUCAUUGGAAACCAAGAUUUUCCGUAUGGGAGAAAAGAGAAGUAUAAGUGAGACUGAUGAGUUAAACAUGUAGUUUUGAAUUUGAAGUGAAAGUAUAAAUAUGAGCUUGUGAUGAUAUUUAUCCUUAAAAAAAUUCCCAGUCUAAUUUUUUUUUAGGUUUUCCCCCUUAGAAGGCCUAGACACCAGGAUUAACCCAGUAAUUUCCAUAUCACAUGUUUUCCACUAACAAGGACCAGAGAUACUUCCUAAUUUCCAGUGUAGGGCAAGAAAUUUUGGCAAGAACCUUGAGCAACUUUGCCACAUCAGAAAGCAAUAGAGUCUUUAUGACAGAGGUGUAUUGAUGGAGUUCAGGAAGAACUGACUUGAAAAAAGUCUCAUUGUCACAGAUAGGACAAUUUGAGCUUCAAUAAAACAACUACUAAGAGAGAUCCAAGCAUUUUAAAUAAGCUGAAAUUCAUGAGUAUACAAUUAUGCAAAAAAAUUGAUUGCUUGUGGAGAAUGCCAUAUAAAGCAUUCAUCCUCUUGAGAACUGGCAAAUAAAUAGAAAGAAUAAAUAAUUUAUUCUUUGAUUACCUCAAGGUAAUAAGGUAGUUACUGAGGGUAGUGUCUCUUUAGGAAUACUCUAACUAAUAAGUGAAGAAUGUUUAACAUAUUUUUCUUUCACCCCUAGGCCAUUCGUUCACAAGAUGUGACCCACGGCACCUUGAGGUCCCUGACUCCUUUCCUCGGCACGGAGAGUUGGAUUAUGGAGGGUUGCAUGCGGAUUAUGCAGCUACAUCCAGGAUGCCGAGUGUCUUCUGAUCGUGAUCGAGAGCAGAGUGAAGAGACACAGGCAGAGGAGAGGAUCACAGAAAGGUAGAAGUGGGAGACUGGUGGAUAGGCACCACCAAGUGACUACCAUCACUUCUCACAGAUUAGAUUAUUGACAACCCAAGUAUGGAUUUGAUUUCUUCAAGGCGAAAAGCUACUCAAUUUUCUAGCCAGACCACAGAUUUGUUUUAAGCCAGGACCCGUUUUCCAGCAGUUAGUGCAAUUAGGGGGGUUGGGAGGAUGUAGACAAGAGCAGGGAGAAAAUUUGGAGCCAGACAGUGGGAGAGACAGAGGGGAAAUGAACAAACCCGUGGGAGGCUGUGGCAAAGGGAGGCAGUGGGGCUUCUCUGACAGGGAAGUUGGCAGAGGGAGAGGUUUUUCUGUCUGUGCAGUAAGGGAAGUCAGAUGAGAGUACAAGAGGGCGUGAAGAAGGGUACUGAUAUCUGAAUUCUGAGGGCAGGUGUCCUGCCAAAUAAUCCUUGCUUUAACAGAGCUUCAAUGCUGCUCCUGUUCCUCCUCUUCGAGGGACUCUGCUGUCCUGGGGAAAAUACAGCAGCUCCCCAGGCUCUACAAUCCUACCAUCCAGCAGCAGAGGAGCCCCUGUCCUUCCGCAUGCUCCAAACUUCCUCCUUUGCCAACCACAGCUGGGCACACAGUGAGGGCUCAGGAUGGCUGGGUGACCUGCAGACUCAUGGCUGGGACACUGUCAUGGGCACCAUCCGCUUUCUGAAGCCCUGGUCCCAUGGAAACUUCAGCAAGCAGGAGCUGAAAAACUUACAGUCACUGUUCCAGUUAUACUUCCAUGGCUUUAUCCAGAUAGUGCAAGCUUCUGCUGGUCAAUUUCAGCUUGAAUACCCUUUCGAGAUCCAGAUAUUAGCUGGCUGUAGAAUGAAUGCCCCACAAAUCUUCUUAAAUAUGGCAUAUCAAGGAUCAGAUUUCCUGAGUUUCCAAGGAAUUUCCUGGGAGCCAUCUCCAGGAGCAGGGAUCCGGGCCCAGAACGUCUGUAAAGUGCUCAAUCGCUACCUAGAUAUUAAGGAAAUACUGCAAAGCCUUCUUGGUCACACCUGUCCUCGAUUUCUAGCGGGGCUCAUGGAAGCAGGGGAGUCAGAACUGAAACGAAAAGUGAAGCCAGAAGCCUGGCUGUCCCGUGGCCCCAGUCCUGGCCCUGGCCGUCUGCAGCUUGUGUGCCAUGUGUCAGGAUUCUACCCAAAGCCCGUGUGGGUGAUGUGGAUGCGGGGUGAGCAGGAGCAGCGGGGCACUCAGCGAGGGGACAUCCUGCCUAAUGCUGACGAGACAUGGUAUCUCCGAGCAACCCUGGAUGUGGCGGCUGGGGAGGCAGCUGGCCUGUCCUGUCGGGUGAAACACAGCAGUCUAGAGGGCCAUGAUCUAAUCAUUCAUUGGGGUGGAUAUUCCGUCUUUCUCAUCCUGAUCUGUUUGACUGUGAUAGUUAACCUGGUCAUAUUGAUUGUAGUUGACUUAUGGUUAAAAAAACAGAGUUCAAAUAAGAACGUUCUUUCUCCCCGUGCACCCAGCCCUGUGUUUUCCAUGGGAGACAACACCCGGGACACCAAUAAUUCAAGACAUCACUUCUGCUUGGCACAAGUAUCGUGGAUCAAAAACAGAUUCUUGAAGUGGAAGACACGCCUAAACCAACUCUCGUGACAUUUGCUUUAUCUUAUACAUAAAAUCCUUGUCUGCAUCUUCUGAAACACCAUCCAGGUCCCAUAAGGGAAGCAUGCUUUAAUUGAAACAGUUUGUACUAGCAAAGAUACUGAUUCCUUUAGGAAUACUUUUUUCCUCAUCUUCCAGAGAUUUUUUUUUUUUCCUGCUUUGGCUACAUAUCCACCAUUGUUGAUUUUUCAAACUAUAGUCCAGAUACUUCUUUUUCAUGGAUUUCCAUGAUCACCAAAUUAAGAGCUCUUCUGUACUCCCCAAAUUGAACUGAUCUUCACAAGCACAUUCAUUUCUUCCUACUCUGAACAGUAGUUAAUUAGGUUUUUGCCUUUUUUUUUUUUUUUUUAAUCUCAGUUGCUUGAAAGUAAGAUUUAGGUAUUUGUUUCUGUGUUCACGACCAAAAAUCUUAUCUGAAUUCAGGACCAGUUUCAUGAGCAUGUGAUCUGUGCAGACACAUGGAAUCGUAUGCUCUGCAGGAACCCAUGCUAGAUUUAAUGCUCUGCUGUUGUCAUCUUGGAAUCCUUAGUCAUUUUCAAACAAGAGAUAUUGUAUUUUCAUUUUUCACUGACACCACAAAUUAUAUAGCUGGUUCAAUUUGAAUGUAAUAUUUCUUAAUAAAUGCAGAUUGAAUAAAUUUGUUGUCAGAUCAA